CAGUCUGUUGCGUCAUUCAAACCAUGAGACUCAUCUUUCAAGAAUGUUCAGUGAUCUUCACACUGGUCAACUUAGUGGGUGCUCUAUCACAAUCAUUUGGUCAGGAAGAUGCCAUCAGCACCACAAUAAUCAAUUUCAAUAAUGAAAAAAUGCAGAUCACAUGGGCAACAAGAAAACUAUUUCCUGGCAAGAAUGUGUCAUUUUCUUAUAUAUUUAAAGAAAGCAAGCAGAAAUACUGGAAAACAUGUCCCACGUAUCUAUUGACACAAGGUUAUAAUUCAGGAUGUCUUUUUAACACAGAAGGAUACACCCUUGCUUUCUCAAUCAUGAACAGCAAUGGAAGUGAAGAGCUUUUUACUAAAAGACUGAAAUCCGAUUUCUAUAUAAAGCCGAAUCGACCAGAAAAUGUGACCUUCUUCUGGAAGGAUGACACUGUUACUGUUACAUGUAAUAAACCAGAAAAAGGUGUGAAGUGCUUGAGACUUGAGCUUCAAUACAAAAGCAAAUAUGACAGAGGAUGGCAAUCCAGAACUUCUAAGUGUUGCAGAGUUGGAGAGCAAGGCUUUGAUCCAAGGAAAUGCUAUUCUUUUCGGGUCAGACUGAAGAGGAUAGUACCCUCUUGCAACGUAGUUGAUUACAGCAGUGACUGGGAAGCAGAAACAUUUUGGAUGAAUAGCACAUUACUAGAUUCAUGUGAUGAUGAAAUAAAAACCCAGUCAAACACAGUAAUUCUUUUAAGUUGUUUGAUGAUAUUACUUCUAAUGAUAUUUAUCCUCUUGAUCCUUCUGUGUAAAUGGCAGAGACUUCAGAAAUCUGUUAUGCCUACCAUACCAGAGCCAAAAUAUAUAUUUACUGAUCUCUUCAAUGAUCAUAGUGGAAACUUCCAGUUCUCCCAUGGUUACACAGCCAUACAGCCUGUCUCAAAGCAGGUUUGCAGGGACUCAUGCAAACCAACCUACAAAAGAGCAACUUAA
Phasianus colchicus (ring-necked pheasant) is the source of this 974-nucleotide messenger RNA. NCBI's taxonomy places the organism in Eukaryota, Metazoa, Chordata, Aves, Galliformes, Phasianidae. The record is from RefSeq and is a predicted model, not a curated record.